Molecule: messenger RNA, 5627 nt
Organism: Ctenopharyngodon idella (grass carp)
Lineage: Eukaryota; Metazoa; Chordata; Actinopteri; Cypriniformes; Xenocyprididae
Gene: ptdss1a
Product: phosphatidylserine synthase 1a
Exons: 13
Coding region: 573-1970 (465 amino acids)
Biological process (GO): phosphatidylserine biosynthetic process
Molecular function (GO): L-serine-phosphatidylethanolamine phosphatidyltransferase activity
Source: RefSeq, a predicted model, not a curated record
AUAAAACAAUAUGUUGGAGAAACCCAUUUCAUGCAGAAUUAAACUGGAUAUCAUUUUAAUGAUAUUUUUCAAAACAAUGCUGUUUUUAUGUAUAAAACUCUUAAUUCUUUAAGUAUCCACUUUUUGGGGCCACUUUAAAUAACUUAUGAAAAAAGGAAACGCCUCGUUUUCCAAUGUUUGCGUGUAAAUGCAAAACACACACGUGUGUGACAGUGACACUCAACAGAGUGACCUUGAGCGCGUGAGAAACUCGAACGUUUGGCCCAUCUGGCUUGCCAUAGCGGCUGUACUCCUGGCGCUGCAUGCACACCAAUGAAAAUACACGGAAUUUUCUGUUUUCACCUAAAGUGUCUGCCAUCUUUCUGUUUCGUGCAUGCAUCGCUCUCUCUGAGCAGCUGACUGAGUACAUGCAUUUGACGCGUGCAGAGCCGGAGAGCACACAUGCAUGGCCGUCAUCCGGGUUGCAUUCUUGCAGCAGACGCCAGAGAGGGAGAGAGAGCUGCUAACAUCACGGUAAUCAAAGGUGAAUCCAGGACAGAGAGGAAAGACGCCGAUCUGCUGAUCUCUCGUGCAUGGCUUCAAAGUUCGGCUCUCGGACUCUCAGUAAAGAUGAUGUGAAUUACAGAAUGCAUUUCCGCAUGAUCAACGAACAGCAGGUGGAGGACAUCACCAUCGAGUUCUUCUACAAGCCGCACACAAUCACCCUGCUGACAUGCACCGUGCUCAGCCUCAUGUACUUCGCGUUUACGCGAGAUGAUGGAAACCCUGACAAUAACCUGUGGGUGGGUCUCAUCCUGGUCAUCUCGUUUUUCUUGGUCAUCAGCGUUCUUGCCUUCCCGAACGGUCCAUUCACUAGACCUCAUCCAGCAAUAUGGCGUAUAGUGUUCGGACUGAGUGUGCUGUACUUCCUCUUCCUCGUUUUCAUCAUCUUCCUGAACUGGGAGCAGGUGAAGUCUCUCAUGUACUGGCUGGAUCCCAAUCUCCGCUACGCCAAACGGGAGGCUGACAUCAUGGAGUAUGCGGUGAACUGUCAUGUGAUCACAUGGGAGCGAAUCCUUAGCCACUUUGACAUCUUCGCCUUCAGUCAUUUCUGGGGAUGGGGCAUGAAGGCUCUGCUCAUCCGCAGCUACGGCCUGUGCUGGUCCAUCAGCAUCACCUGGGAGCUCACCGAGUUGUUCUUCAUGCAUCUUCUUCCUAAUUUUGCGGAGUGCUGGUGGGAUCAAGUAAUCCUGGAUAUCUUGUUGUGUAACGGCGGAGGCAUCUGGCUGGGAAUGACCGUCUGCCGUUUCUUAGAGAUGCGCACGUAUCACUGGGCCAGUAUCAAACACAUCCACAGCACCACGGGCAAGAUCAAACGUGCAGUUUUACAGUUCACGCCUGCCAGCUGGACGUACGUGCGCUGGUUCGACCCUAAGUCUUCCUUGCAGAGGGUGACGGGAGUCUAUCUGUUCAUGAUCAUAUGGCAGCUGACAGAGCUGAACACGUUCUUCCUGAAGCACAUCUUUGUGUUCCCAGCAUGCCACGCUCUCAGCUGGUGCAGAAUUCUGUUCAUCGGUAUCAUCACUGCCCCCACCGUACGGCAGUAUUAUGCGUACCUCACGGACACACAGUGCAAACGGGUCGGGACACAAUGCUGGGUGUUUGGGGCAAUAGCUUUCCUGGAGGCGUUAGCGUGCAUUAAAUUCGGACAAGACUUGUUUUCCAAGACGCAAAUUCUCUAUGUGAUUUUGUGGCUCGUGUGUUUGGCUUUCAUCACAUUCCUGUGUCUGUAUGGGAUGGUCUGGUAUGCUGAAAACUACGGGCCCAGAGAGAAGAGCUUCUCGGAGUGUGAGGACAGUUUUUACUCUGAGCCAGGUGACGCUGUGUCUGAAUGCAAAGGGGAGUGUGAGAUGGACGGCACAACUUCCUCUUCUACCAGGAAACGGAGGGACUCUGGAAAUAACAAAACCAUCAACGGGAUGGAGAAAUAAGCCCGUCUCUGGAAGGCUUUGACCGCUUUUCCUCAGACGGGAACGUUUGCACAUGUGUCACUCCUGUUAAUGGAGGGAACAUCAGAUGACUGUGAUUAUGAUGGGUGAGAUUGUCUCAGGUUUAGUCCGAACAUUUCAGAAGUCAGAGCGGUUUGCAAUGCUGCGAAACACUUUGAAUAGGCAAUACUGUGUGUGGAGAGUUUAGAUGGCGAGCUCACUUUACCUGUUGAACUACAGAGACUGGUUAACCACGUUAGAUCCCGAGCAGUGCUGUGCAUCACCGUGUUCUCCAGUAGCAUGCGUGACUCGUGAGUGUUGCUACUUGUCACUGUAUUUUAUGUCACCGAUGUUUUCAACAGUGUAUUAUAUGCUAGCGAUUUCAGAUUAUGUUAUUCAUAUCAUAAUGUGUAUACAAAUGAUGUCAGAUCAAGUCAACAUGAAAUCAAAAUUUACCCUUUUUACUUUCUUAAAACAUGUUCCUGAUCUUAUUGUGCAUGCUGGUGCAUGUGGUUUAAAAUAAAACAUCAUUUAAAUGUAAAGUUUAGGGAUGGUAAGAUUUUAUGUUUUUGAGAGAAGUCUCUUCUGCUCACCAAGGCUGCAUUUAUUUGAUCAAAAAUACAGUAAAAAUAGUAAAAUUGUGAAAAAUUAUUACUACUUAAAAUAGGUGUUUUCUAUUGUAAUAUAUAUAUUAAAAUGUAAUCUAUUCUUGUGAUCAAAGCUGAAUUUUCAGCAUCAUUACUCCAGUCUUCAGUGUCACAUGAUCCUUCAGAAAUCAAUAUGCUGAUUAUCUUUUGUAACAUAAAUGUCUUUUCUGUCACUUUGAUCAGUGUAAUAUGGAAGCUUGUUUCCGCCAUGAAAUAAAAAGUAAAAAAGGUAAUUGUGACUUUUUAUCUCACAAUUCUGACUUUUUUUCUCAGAAUUGCGAGAUAUAAACUUGCGAUUGCGAGUUAUAAAGUCAGAAUUGCGAGUUAUAGUCAGAAUUGUGAGAUAUAAACUCUUAUAAUGUUAUAAUGUCCAAUUGUGAGGGGAAAAAAGACUGACGUUUUUUCUCAAUUGCGAGUUUAUAUCUCACAAUUCUGAUUUUAUAACUCUCAAUUGCAUGAAAUAAACUCACAAUUCUGAGGGAAAAAAAAGUCAGAAUUGUGAGUUUAUAUCGCAAUUCUGACUUGAUAAGUGACAAUUCUGAUUUUAUAUCACGCAAUUCUGACUUUAUAUGAUGCAAUUGUGAGUUUAUAUCACAAUUCUGAGAAAAAAAGUCAGAAUUAUGAGAUAUAAAGUCAGAAUUGUGAGUUUAUAUCAACGCAAUUCUGAAAAGUCACAAUUGCAUCAAAGUCAGAAUUGCAUGAUAGUCACUUUUUCUUGCAGUUGUUUUUAUUGUCACAAUUCUGAUUUUAUAUCUCUCCAUUCUGACUUUAUAUCACGCAAUUCUGACUUUAUAUGAUGCAAUUGUGAGUUUAUAUCACACAAUUCUGAGAAAAAAAGUCAGAAUUGUGAGAUAUAAAGUCAGAAUUGCGUGAUAAAAACAAUUGCGAGAAAAAAGUCCGAAUUGUGACUUUAUAUCUCACAAUUCUGACUUUUUUUCUCAGAGUUGUGAGAAAAAUUUGCAAUUACCUUUUUUAUUUAGUGGUAGAAACAAGCUUCCAUAAUUUAAUGCGUCCUUGCUGAAUAAAAGUAUUAAUUUCUUUAAAAAAAUAUAAUCUUACAGACCCUAAACUUCUAAACGGUUGUGUAUAUCAGAUUAUAGAAGCAAAAUGGUUGCAAGCACCAUUUUAUGUUGACUCUCUAGGAAAGGCCAGUACUCUAUCCAGACUGAAUAAAUCUGACAUGAGUUGAAUGUUUCUAGGUUAAGCUGCUUUGAAGGAAUCGUGUUGGAGAUUGAAUGCAGGUUCAUUGGCCUGGAUUUCAUAGAAGCACAAGGGUUUUAGCACUUUUAGUGGCUUCACUGCUGUUUUAACGUGUGACGUUUGUUUUUAGUGUUUCUGCUUCUCCAGUGACGUUCUACAGCUGCUGUCGUUUUAAUGUUCUCACCUGAGAGGCAUUUUUGGUUUUGCAUGUCUGUAAAAAAAUUAUCUGUAUCGGUUUCUGUGGAAACUUGUUUUCACCACGGAAUAAAAAUAAAAAGGUAAUUAUGGCUUUUUAUUUCGGAAUUGCAAGAAAAAAAAAGUUGCAAAUUUUUCAUCUCGCAAUUCGGACCUUUUUUUUUUUUUUUUUUUCCUUGUUUGUAUAACUCGCAAUUGUACAUUUAUAUCUCACAAUUCUGAGAAAAAAGUAAGAUAAACUUGUGAGGAAAAAAAUCUGAAUUGUGAGAAACUUGUAAAAAAAAAAAAAAAGUCAGAAUUGUGAAAUAAACUUGUGAGAAAGUUAGAAUUGAAUUAAAUUUAAAAAAAAUCGAACCUUUUUUUUAUUAUCACAGUCCCAAGUUUAUAUCUCACUAUUCAUAGUUUUUUCCCUCAAUUGCAUGUUUUUUUUAACUCAAGUUUAUAUCUCAAAAUUGAGGAAAAAUGUCAGAAUUGCGAGAUGAAAAAUUUGCAACUCUGACUUUUUUUCUUGCAAUUUUUUCUUCAAUUUCUUGUGAGAUUAUAUCUCACAAUUCAUACUUUUUUCUCUCAAUUGCGAGUUUUUAUAAGUCUAUAUACGUUUUUUUUUUUUUUUUUUUUUACCUCACAAUUCUGAGGAAAAGUCAGAAUUGCGAGAUAAAAAAUUUGCCACUCCUUUUCUUGCAAAUUCCGAGUUUAUAUCUCGCAAUUCUAACUUUUUUUUUCUCGCAAUCACAAGUUUCUCUCAAUUUAUACUUCCCCCCCCCUCAAUUGCGAGUUAGUUUAUAUCUCACAAUUAUGAGAAAAUAGUCAGAAUUUCGAGAUGGAAAAGUUCUAACUUUUUUGUAAAAAUGAUCCUGAUCACCACACACCCUUAAACCAGUAUUCAAGCCUUUUUAGACUGACGUUUAACACAGAUAUCGUGUGCCUGCAUGCAUGUUUUAACAACUAUCACUUGUUAACUUUAUUGCUUUGUGUGUGUGUGUGUUGUGUACAUUAGUGUUUAUUCCUGAUAUGACAACUAGAGAGCAGUGUGGCCGAUGUAUGUAGUAUCAUACAGUUUAAAUGCAGUUAUUGUAAAAUACACAGACUGAAAUGUUUUGCACUCAAGUUUUUUUUUUUCAAGUUAUUCGAUUCAAAAUAAUUAAAAACUAAAUUUGAGCUAACGUUUCUGUUAAUCACAUGGUUAUCAGCUAUGCUGAUAAUCUCAAAAUGUUGGUAGACUUAUCGACCUGGUUGAUAUUUAUUCUUCCAUUUCCAACACCAUGUCUGUGUAUUCAUCGUGUUCAGACGGCAUAUAGUUUUCCGUAUUAAUGUCCUUCAUGACAAUCAUGGACAGUCAGAGCAUCACAUGAUGCUACAUAUCCAUUUGCCAAAACAUUUGUUUUGUGUCUGUUUAGUCACUGUGAAACAUUUAAAUGCCUUUUUGUCAUGUUUCUGAUUUGUACAUUUCACAUAAAUUGUAAAGGAAUCAGUGUUUGUCUUUUCAGUAAUAUUAAAUGACUAGUUUUUGGUGAAGAAUGGCACAAUGUGACUGAACUUUGCAGCUUUUCAGUAUAUGACAUUUGUUUGUUUGGGAUGUAACUGAACUUUAAAAUUAAAUUUCAUCUGUAUCUUGUGA